Messenger RNA from Somion occarium, 1179 nucleotides. The record is from the annotation of a GenBank genome assembly. Lineage: Eukaryota; Fungi; Basidiomycota; Agaricomycetes; Polyporales; Cerrenaceae.
GCCGCCGCGCUCUUUCACCUUCCUUUCUCUUUUGUCUUUUGUCUCUCGCAUUCUCUUUCUCCACACUCUUUUCGAGCUGAGCUCGCUGGAUCGGACCGCUGGGCUGUUCUCUCAAUCUCAUCCUCCUCCUCGAUCGAAGCAAGCCUUCCCUCUGUUUUAUCCUCCUCAAGUUCUCUGCAUUGUCUCGUCUUGAGCCUUUAGAAUCCGAAAUCACUCCAUCGUCCCCCCGUCGUACUACUCUAACACAAUGGGUAACCUCAUUUGGCACGAAUACGCUCGUUUCGUGUCCCUCAGUGCUACCACCUAUACUAUAUGGUCCGCCUUCUGGGGCUUCUUCUACCGUAAAUUUUUCUGGGACUUUGUAGGUGGCACGAUUCGUGCUCCCGGCGGUAUACAACCAGCAUCCAAUGUGGCCUUCCUUAUCACAAUCAUUGUGAAAGCACCCGUGGUACAAAUCCUGUCGAUGGUCCUUGGCUUUGGCCUGCUAGCCCUAGAUUAUCCUGCGCCGUUUUUGAAAGGCACCUCCAUCUAUCGAAGUUUUGUGUUCCGAAUAGUGUUAUUAAUCCUUCAGGCGUUCUUCGCCAUCCUGUACUACCAGGGGACGAAUGGCGCGUUAUGGUCGGUGAUAGCUGCUGGCUGUUUUAUGAGGGCACAAAUGCUAGGAGAAAAGAUGGAGGAAGCCAAGAAUAAUAGAGGGAGGGGCGGGAAGGCUUAGCACGCGGUCUUAAGUUCUCUCCGUCUUCCCCCAAAGUGCUCGAGGGGAGUGAGACUUCCCCUUCAGAUGGCUGGGUACAUCUAACUUUAUUCAUCCCCUUCAAUUUCCACUCUUUGUAUACUACAUUCCCCCACUCCCCACUCCACCUGACUCACUUACUCUUCGUUCCGCCCCCCAUUCGUCAGGAAUACUCUCGUCCAUCCGCUACUCUUCUGGUGUUGACUGUUGUGGACAUUCUCCCGUUAUCUUCUUCCCUGUUCCGGUCUUGCAUUGUUGUAGUCUGAGAUGCGAGCUAGAGACAAAUGCGUUUUUCUUUCACUGCUCCUGUAGUUUGGUGUACUAUGACUGAAAUCGUGGUCGGUUAUUGGUUACUACAUGCGUGAAAUUGAGGGAACCUUGGCUCCGUCUUCCUCAGGACGCGUUAAGAUCUUAUUCUAAUCCAUGACCAGGUUCAUUAAUCCUUC